AAAAGGUCUCUAAAAUGGUGGAUGUGGAGAUUAAUUGAUCCCAUUAAUUCAAAUUUGCCCUGAAAGCUUUCAUAGACUAGACUAAUUCAGCUUUAAUCUUUAAGGUAUGUCGCCUGGUUUAGGGGAAUGACCUUGCAAAGGUUUACUCUUUUUGAUGAUAAAAGAUGAUUAGAGCAUAAACUUAACCUGAUUUAUGAGUAUGGACUUUCAGUUCCUGAAAUUAGAAGUAAAGAUGAAACCAUGAUAACUUCAAAUUGAUUUUCAUUCACUGUGAGUCUCAACAUUUCACAACCUUUUUUUAAACCAAUAUUGAAGCAUUGUGACCAAACAGAUUUUCAAGUUGCAAGUAAUCGUGUUGAUCAGCUUCAUACCAAUGAUGAAACCAACUGUAAUCAUUACCUAUUUGUUGAUAAACUGUGCCUCUAGUGCUUAUUUAACAUCGAGAACAUCGUCAUCAACCAAAGAUCCUCUUGAAAGAUUGUUUCGUCCCAAGAAAUUUAAUGCAACUGUUUUACUUUUAGAUCGCGGUAGAUCCACACUUCGAGGCCGCUAUGGUUCACCAAGACUGGUCAAAGUUGAGUUGGAUAAAUCACUCGAGUUCUUACCAUUGGAACCAUAUGGAUUAAAUAGUCUGCCAAGUUGGUCAAAGUCAAUAUUAGGCUGUUAUCAAUACGAUGAGCCGAGGAAAAUUGAAUUAACUCUUGAGAUGUUCAGAAGAGAGUGGCGAGCGACAGCUAAUAUGGUUGAUGGCCGAACCUUGGACCGUGUUCUGGAUGUUUGUGAUCAAUUCUUGAAUUAUUAUGGAGGUUUGGGCAAAUUACUGAUGGACAGGAAUGAAACUUCAUCCAUUGUUUUCCGAGAAAAAAGUAAACAAAGACUAGCCAAUAGUUAUGGAACCCAAUACCAUGUAACUCUGGUUCAUUUACUUGACAAACCCUGGAGUCAAACUCAAAAGUGGCCUCGAUUUUGGAGAGAUUUACCCGAAUGGGCAGGAUCAUUGGACCAAUGUUUCAAAUUUAUCAGCAGUGAUCCCAUUGAGGAACACCAGAAAAAAGUUCCGUUCAAGGAAAUUGAACUGGUGGACAAAAGAACGAUGUGGAAUCUGAAUCAUGUUUGUGAUUUGAUCACUUUAGUCAAAUGGGAUUGGUUUUCAGCACAAAAUGAUCGAGAUAUUAGAUUAAGAAUCGAACGGACACAUUGAAAAAUCUGAAUGUAUCAUUCAUAAACUAACACUAUCAUAUAAAAUGAUCUGCUGCAAAUAAAUGCGAGAUUAUAUUUUCA
Molecule: messenger RNA, 1281 nt
Organism: Tetranychus urticae (two-spotted spider mite)
Lineage: Eukaryota; Metazoa; Arthropoda; Arachnida; Trombidiformes; Tetranychidae
Source: RefSeq, a predicted model, not a curated record